Calypte anna (Anna's hummingbird) is the source of this 2900-nucleotide messenger RNA. It is a transcript of the gene AGPAT2, whose product is annotated as 1-acylglycerol-3-phosphate O-acyltransferase 2. Gene Ontology annotation, molecular function: 1-acylglycerol-3-phosphate O-acyltransferase activity. NCBI's taxonomy places the organism in Eukaryota, Metazoa, Chordata, Aves, Apodiformes, Trochilidae. Bases 61 to 885 code for a protein of 274 amino acids. Gene Ontology annotation, biological process: phosphatidic acid biosynthetic process. Gene Ontology annotation, cellular component: endoplasmic reticulum; membrane. The transcript is spliced from 6 exons. The record is from RefSeq and is a predicted model, not a curated record.
UUUUUUUUUUUUUUUUUUCCUGCUCGUUUUCCCUUCCUUCUCCAGCCGGGAAUCGCGGCCAUGGAGCUGGGGUGGUUGCUGUGGGGCGCGGCGGUGCUGCUGCUGCUCCAUUUCCUGAUGGAGCUCAGCCCCGCCGUCAACUUCGUGCUUCGGGUCGGGUUUUAUUACUUUCUCUUCGUCGUCUGCUCGGCGAUGACGGCCCCGGUUUGCAUCCUCGUCAACGGCGGCCGCACCGUCAAGAACAUGAAAAUCAUCAAAAAUGUGGUCAAGACCUUCAAGUAUUUCUUUGGCCUGAGGUUUGAGACAAAGGGACUGGAGAACUUCAAGGUGGAAGGACCUGCUAUCAUUGUGUCCAACCACCAGAGCAUGCUGGACAUGAUGGGGCUGAUGGAGAUCCUGCCAGAUGACUGUGUCCAGGUGGGCAAGAAGGAGCUGCUGUAUGCUGGCACUGUGGGGCUCAUCAUGUACCUCGGGGGUGUCAUCUUCAUCAACAGGAAGAGCACCAACAGUGCCAAGAUGGUGAUGGCAGAGGUGGCCAAGACGAUGGCAGCUGACAACGUGAAGGUGUGGGUGUACCCAGAGGGCACGAGGAACUGCACGGGGGAUUUGCUGCCAUUCAAGAAAGGAGCAUUUCACCUGGCAAUCCAAGCACAGGUCCCAGUGAUUCCCGUGGUGUAUUCCUCCUUCAUCAGCUUCUAUAACCCAAAGAAGAGUCUAUUUACAUCAGGCAAAAUCAAGGUUGAGGUUCUGCCUCCAAUAGAGACCAAAGGCCUGACACCAGAUGAUGUCUCUGACCUCACUGACAGAUGUUACCACACCAUGAGGGAAACUCUCUUCAAGCUGUCAGACCUCCCGUGUCCAAGCGAGGCAAAGGACUCAUCCUAAACACUUCUCACAGUGGUGUCACCCUGUGGCUGGUGGUGGCUGAAGGGACCUGUCUGUUGCCAAAUACUGAAGGAACUUUUCUUCCCCUGCAGUGACUUCUAACUCAGGGAACACUCUGGACUGGCAGAUACUGAGGUUCCCUGCUGACUGGAUUUCUCCCAUGGGCUCAUUAUCUCACAAUGAAACGUCUCCUUUUUCUGAAUUUCUCAGGCAUCAAACUUCUGCUACCAAAGGGCUCAGUGACCAGAGAGGUGAGUUCCCCAGCUCAGGCAGCUGCUGUGAGGUGACAAUGAAAACCUGGCUGGAGCCUGGGCUCUGCCUCUGUCCCUGCUCCUGUGUCCCUGCAGGCUCAGCUGAUGCUGCUCUGGCCCUGUGCUGUCCCAGGUGGGAACCAGCAGGCAGCAGGUCCUAGCAGCACAACCUUAGUGCUGCUCAAACAGGGUUGAGAAUUGGGUGAAAACUCCAGAUUCUGGCUCUUGGGCAGCACUGGGGCUGUGGUGUCCACCCUGGGCAGCCCAGAGCACUUCUGCCCUUCAUGGGGGAGCUGCCAGGUGAUCUCCAGGGCAGGGUCUGUCUCCCUGAGAGACACCCUUGGGUCCCAGCAGCAUCUUGUGCUGGAGCUUUGGGUUGCCCAGGGACUCCUGAGCAAAGUCUUGACCUUCUCAAGAGAGCACCCAGGGCCAAAACCUCAGCUUUGCUGCAGAGGAAAAUGUGUGGGGCCAGGCAGCAGUGUCUGUUUGGGCUUGGUUGUCCUGUCUGAACCAGUACCCCUGCUCAUCCAGGGGUUCAGCAGGAAAGAGGGAAGGUUAUUUGGGCAGAGUUUAGCUGGAUGCUCACCAGCCUCCCCACUUGAUCGUCUGCUGAACGAAGCCCCGUGCUUUCUUCUACCCUCCAGAGCCAGCAGCUUGAGUUAAAAACCUCCCCAGAUCUGUCAGGAGUCCUGGGCAGACCCCUCCUCCUGUGUGACAUCUUUGUGGCACCCCUGUAGAUGCUGUGUGUGAGACCCCCCUGGGUUGGCUCAGAGCAUCCCUGGUGUUGGGAAGCUGUGCUGCCAGCCCCCAGGACUUGCUGCAGGCUCAAAGGGCUCUGUCGUGCUGGGUUUGUCACUUGUCAUGGUCAGCACUGGCCAAAAGAUGGUGCCUGUCCCCCGUGUCUCUGCUGCUUGCAGUGGAGCUGCUGCUCUGGGAGGUUGGUGGAAGUCCUGCAGAGCUGCAGGGUGGGUGAGCUGCAGCUGGGAUGGGGUGAGGAAGGCUUCAGCUCUCCCCGUGGGGCAAAGAGGCUCCUUCCCUCCUUCAGAUGAAGGGUUUCUGCUGUGCUGUGGGCUGAGGGACCAGCAGAGCUCGUGGGUCUCUCUCUGAGAGCUGCAAGUGUUGAUGUCUUCUGUGAAAAGCAAAGCUGGGGCAUGGCCGCUGUCCCAGGGGGUGACCUUCACCUCUACCAGGUUCAGGGAGGUUUUAGUUCUCCUGUUCAUGGUGCAGGGUUUGUAACCUUGAAAUUUGCUGCCUGGGGCUGCUCAGGUAACCACCAGAGAUGACUUUUGCAGCCUGUCUGAGGCUGUGUUGUUGGAAUUGCUGUUGUGUGGUGUUUUGGGGUUAAAAACUCACCUGGGAAGAGUGGGGGAUUCCCAAAGAGCCAUCAGAGAGCCUCUUGGCUCUUCAGAGAGCUGAGCUGGUGCUGGUGGGGGUCAGGGGCUUCAUCAGAGGGGCCUUACAGUACAGACUCAGGGGUCAGACCCGUGUGGGAUGGGUCAGGGUGGGAGGAUGGGAACCAAACCAGCACUUUGGAGUGGCAGGUAAAGGGCUGUCAUGGAGGUUAAACCCUGGAAGGUCCUGGGAGGGCUCUGUGGAGGGAUAACCACAUCUGCAGAGUGACUCCUGCAGCACCCUUCCCUGGGAUGAGGGAGCAGUGCCUCUGUGUGCAGUUGUUUGCUGUUCACUUUUAAUUGGGUUGAGUCGUUUAUGUGCUUAAAAAAAAAAAAUUUAAAAAAAAAUUACAGCUUUGGUUAUUUAAAUAAA